GAAGUAGGACCUGAAAAACGCCGGAGUUUCGCUUCUGUAAGAGUACUUUGUGGUUUCAUGACUCGCGUCUGUUUCGGGUAGUCGAAUUAUUACGGUAUGGCUGAUGUGGGUCUAAGUUUAGAUGACAUAAUUAAAAAAUCGCAAUCGUCAGGAAUGAGAAGCAAAGGUGGAGGUGUGCGUAGAAGAAUUAAUAGGGGAGCACGUACAAAUGGUUCGUUACGAGGACGUGGCUCACAAGUCAUUACUGAUGCACGCUUUAAAAUUAUACAAAAGAAUCGGGAGAAACUUACAGAUGCAAGAGAUAAGCUUGCUGAAAUUGCGAAACAGAGCGAUGCUAGAUUAAAAUUAGACAAGAUUCGUGCAUCUCAACUGAAAAAAGUUGAAUCACAGUUGCCUGGAAUUUCUCGAAAAACAGGUCGCAAUGGAAGGCUGUCUUUAUCAACUAAUAAGCUGCCUCCAAUCAUACCACACUCUAUACCACCUAAUAUUCCAAAUAAUUACAUGCCACCUCCAACAAGAGCUGUAGGUUACAGGCCACCUCCGCUCACAGAACCUCAUUAUAUGGGUGAUAUGAGUAUGGAUUUCAAUGAUGAUUAUUUGAUGGAUACAGCACCUUUAAGAAGGACUGUGAGUAACGAAUAUGCACCCACACCACCACCUCCGCCUCCUGUGUUCAGUAUUAAACCUGCAUCUCCAUAUACAUGGGUAAAGCCAACAAGCAGUAAUGUAACAAGAAUUGUACCUUCUCGAAAACCUGAUGUUGAUCGAGAGCGGGAUAGACCAAGAGACUAUAAAGUUAUCGCUUGUUCAUCAAUGACAAAAGCUGCCUCCCCAACGUACAAAGAAGAUUGGAGUUUUGGCACAAAAUCACGUACUAUAUUAGCAGAAGAUCCAAUAGAAUCAAAGUAUUAUGAUUCAAGAAGUCAUAGAGAUGUGGGUGUAAAAUCAAGACUAGAUUCGGUACCAACUAAAUCACGAGUUAUGGGUGUUUUAUCUCGGCCCAAAACGAGUUCUAGUUCGAUAUCUCCAUCAACCGGUUAUAGAAUUGUAGUAUCAAAUUUACAAGCAAAUGUUACACAAGAAGAUAUUAAGGAAUUGUUUGAGGAUGUUGGAGAAUUAUUAGUAUCCAGAUUAGUACGACCCGGCACCGCGGAAGUAAUUUAUAAAACUCUAAAGGAUGCUACUAAAGCUGUUGAAACUUAUCAUAAUAGGCAGUUAGAUGGGCACCCAAUGAAAUGUCUUCUUGUAAAUCCACGACCAAAAAAUAAUCCAACAGGGCCUGCUGUUAGGUCUCUCACAGAAUCCAGAAGAAGUGUUAGUUCAAGUUACGUACAACCAAGUUUAGGAGCGGUGCAUCGCGCAUUGUUCGAUGAUGCUUAAAUAAAUAUAUCACUUCUAAUCGGAAAAUGGCAUGCAUAAUGAUAAUGAAUUUUAUUCUGAAUAUGUCUAAAUGAAAUAAAAGUGGGAAUUAGGGAUGGAAUCAAGAAUAUAAGAAAACCGGUAUGCGUAGAAAACGGAAUUCUAAGUGGAAUUUUGUAUUAAUGAAACAUUACUUAGAUUAUUUUUAAUUUGUAUAAAACACAAUACGUUCCGGCAAUUAAAUGGAAUACUAUUAUAGCAACUGAAUUUAAUUUGUAAACGAUGAAUACAAGAAGUAUCUUGUAUGUUUAAUACACUCAAAUAAAACAAGCAUUUAGGAAUUUUUAA
Molecule: messenger RNA, 1707 nt
Organism: Hylaeus anthracinus
Lineage: Eukaryota; Metazoa; Arthropoda; Insecta; Hymenoptera; Colletidae
Exons: 7
Coding region: 97-1380 (427 amino acids)
Biological process (GO): mRNA export from nucleus
Cellular component (GO): nucleus
Molecular function (GO): mRNA binding
Source: RefSeq, a predicted model, not a curated record